GAACACACGCUCGGUGCAUAGCGGCACCGUUUGAUCUCUGGCCCCCAGUGGACGCGCACCCGACGGCUCCGCUCCAACGUCCUCGGCGGGGCGGAGCUGGGCGGAGCUGGGCAGAGAGGGGCGGCGCCUGAAGCUGCUGGGCUUUUUGCUGCCAGCUCUUUGGCUCGCCAGCCUGGCUCAGCGUGGAGCUGCUGCCAGUACUGCCGCCGCCGGGGCUGGGUGCGGGCAUCAUGGGCUGCGGGGCGCUGCUGGGGUCCUUGGCGCUGUUGCUCCCGCUGCACCUGGCACUGUCUGAGGAGCCGGUGAGCGUGGCGGGCCGCAAAUGCAACACCAUCUACAAGGGUUUUGCUGAGUGCCUGAUCAGCCUUGGGGAUAGCAUGGCUCAAAGCGCCCAGCAACAACAGGAUGAUGACAGCAUUCAGGAGCAGCAGGAGUUGGACACCAUCUGCAAGUCUUGGGAUGACUUCCACACCUGUGCCACCCAGGUUCUCUCCAGCUGCCCCGAGGAAGCAGCGAACAUCUGGAAGUCACUUCGGCAGGAGUCCAGGAAGAUCCAGUUCCAAGGCAAUCUGCACGACCUGUGUAGCUCGCGUGCCCAGCCAGCUGGCAGCGGGAGGGCAUCGGAUGUGGGCGAGACCAACAAGGAGACCUUGCGGGGUGGAGCCAGGCGUUCCCGGCCUGGCUUUGUGGGCGGCCUGACUCUUGUGGCUCUCUUGGCUUUGGUGUCCUUUGCCUAGUCUGGGGGUGGUCCACCACAGUACGGACCAGUCCUGUCCACCGCAGUACGGACCAGUGUCCCAGCACCGCUCCCUGCCAGGGAAAUUGGGCCGGGCUUGGCAGUUGGCAGUGGUGCUCGAUGGGUCCUGAUGACAAGGGCAGCAAGGCCCUUGGAGUGGAAGAGGCAGGAUGCGAUGGGCUUGCCUGCCUUGUAUCUUCCCUUGCUCAAAGAAGCCGAGUUUAUAUAUGAUUUAGUGUUUGAUUUAUAUCCCGCCCUUCCUCCCAGCAGGAGCCCAGGGCGGCAAACAAAAGCACUAAAAACACUUUAAAGCAUCAUAAAAACAGACUUUAAAGCACAUUAAAACAAAACAACUUUAAAAACAUUUUUUUAAAAAGCUUUGAAGACAUCUUUUUUUAAAAAAAAAAACACUAAAGGUGCUCUUCCUGCCCCUCCGUGCCUGCCUUUUACCAGCUGGCACUCUGCAGCAGCUCUAGUGCCCUGUCCUCCCCCCCCUGCCCCUUAUCUCCAUCGCCACUGCCCUCCUUACUCUCCAGCCCCUCAUCUUAGGAGCAGGGGAAGCUGCCUUAUCCUGAGUCAGAGACCAUUGGUCCAUCUAGCUCAGUGUUAUCUGCACUGACUGGCAGCAGCUCUCUGGGGUUUCAGACUGGGGACAAUUCCCAGCUCUACCUGGAGAUGCCAGGGACUGAACUCGGGACCUUCUGCAUGCAAAGCAGAUGCUGGACCAUGGAGCUGUGGCCCUUGCCCCGCCCUGCACUGCCCGAGAAACCCUCCCUAGGAGCAUUAUGUCAACGUCAACAUCCUCCCAGUAAGAAAGGCAUCAGUGCAGCCAGCUGCUUGCGGCGUCCUUGCUAGUGGAGCCAGAGAGGGGGAGUGAGGAGAAAUGGCACCCACCGCCUCACCCUAGCCUUCCCCAUCCUGCAGCUCUCUACGUAUCGGAUCACGUGAGAGCCAAGUUGUCCCCAGUGAGCCUGGACACUUUCAGGAUCUAUACUGGCUCUAUGCACACUCACAAGCUGCAGGGGUGUGCUUCAGUAUACUUCUUUGGCCAUUGCAUCUCUCCUCUGCCCUAGGAGGGCAGGCUCCCUAGAAUACCCUUUGUACGCAUAGCAGCAGUCGCUUUAUAUCCAUCUACUUGCUGCUUCUCAGCUUCCCAUAGGACUCUCCCUUUUAGGGGGAGAGGGGGGCACCUUAUGGUUCUGAAGGGCAACAUUUCUCCAUGGAUAGGGAAUUUCCCCCCCCCCCCGAGGCAUGCUCUCUAGCCGUUAAGAUUCAACUAGGAGAGGAACUGGCUUGCGCAGCUGAUGACAUCAACCCAGCUGCCAGGGAAGAGAGUGCAUAUGACCUUUCUCAAGCUGGCGCCCUCCAAACGUUUUGGACUACAACUCCCAUCAGGCUGAUGAGAGUUGUAUGUGCUGUGGUGUAGGCUCGUGCCAUUCACAAGGCUGUCUCCUGAAUGUACUUAUUUAUUUCUUUACUUGAUUUAUAUCCUGCCCUUCCUCCCAGCUGCAGCCCAGGGCGGCAAACAAAAGCACUAAAAACACUUUAAAACAUCAUAAAAACAGACUUUAAAAUACAUUGAAACAAAACAACUUUAAAAAAAUUUUUUUUUACUUCUGCACUAUCGUUUUCCUUAUGGAGAUGGGCUGUUUUUUGGGGGGACAUAGGCUGGAAGUCUGGCUAGAGAGCAUUUUCCUAAAGGGGUGUUGAGGGGUGCCUUGCCUGCAUGGCCCAGUCUCCAUUCAGAGGGCGCCUCUGUUCCUGGCCUGCGGGCAUCAGGUGGCUGAAACUCAGUCCUGGGCCUCCCUUUUUUGCUGGGUUCAGCUGUUCAAAUGUAUCUAUAUAUUUAUAUUAAAAAGGCACUUUUACAUUUCUCUUGCCUUGUCCUGUGUCAUGGCUUUUGCCCUCCGAGCCUGGUGCGGCCAGUAGCAUUUUUGCCUCUCAGAUCUGUGAUCCAGAUUGCACUGUCAUGGAGGAAGUCAGCAUUUCUGAGUUAACGUGCUCUGAGUACUGCAGUGUAAGGGGAUCCCUUGACUUGCGGAGCGUAAGCUGGCUUCCUUGGGCUUAAAAAAACCCCAACCAUUUUCCUUAUAAAGAGAUCAAACCUACAAAAGCGUUGAUGUUACAAGCACAGCAUCAUCCUAUAUGCUGAUAGCAGGUGUAGGGAACCUUCGGUCCUGCAGAUGUUAUGGAACUACAACUCCUGCCACCCCUGUCUGUUGGCCAUGUUUGCUGGGGGUGAUAGGAGUUGUAACUCAGCAACACUGGGAGGGUCAAAGGUUCCCCACAUCUGCAAAUAGCCAUCUUGCUUCUCUGAGUGCCAGUCCUUUCUGUAGCCAUUGGAUGCUGGAGAUCCAUUCUAGCAUUGGAUCACGGGGAGAGGCAGGGGGACAGCGAGUGUGCUAACUGGCACAUGUUUCCCCCCCUUAAAGGUAUUAAUGGCUUUGCUUGGAUUCCAGCUCUGUGUUCCCAGCACUCCUUGCCCAUACUGUAAUUAAUCUGCCUUUUUGCUGAAAACCUCCACUGAGCCCUUGACACACACACACCCUCUGUUUUCAGCCCAAUGAAGCCCUUACACAAUGUGGCUACAGACCUGAUGCAUCCCCUGGUGCCCUAUGCGCGAUUGCCAUGUGCACAGGCACGCAUGGCUGCUGCCUACAACCUUGGGAAAACAUCCGGUGCUGUGGCGCAGAUGCUGCCCUUUGUUUGUUUUCCCAAUGUCAACUCUUUUUGUUCUGUCACUGAAUGGCCCAAAUCCUAGCUAGAUCAGACUCUCAGUUUAUGCUCAAGCCAGAAGCUGAUCAAUUGUUUAUGUACUCUCCAGCAUGUCAUAGAGAAAAACAGAUAUGCUCUUCCCGAGAGGUGAAGCAGACAAUGAAUCCAUAGUAUGAAUAGCGAGACAGCUGUUCUGGGAGACUAAUGGUUUGAUCCACUCAAGGACUAAGGCUGCAAUCUCAUACACACUUACCUGGGAGUAAGUCCCAUUGAACCCAA
Messenger RNA from Rhineura floridana, 3730 nucleotides. It is a transcript of the gene NRN1L, whose product is annotated as neuritin 1 like. The record is from RefSeq and is a predicted model, not a curated record. Lineage: Eukaryota; Metazoa; Chordata; Lepidosauria; Squamata; Rhineuridae. Bases 231 to 737 code for a protein of 168 amino acids. Gene Ontology annotation, cellular component: plasma membrane. Gene Ontology annotation, biological process: nervous system development; neuron projection extension. The transcript has 3 exons.